Molecule: messenger RNA, 1635 nt
Organism: Dichomitus squalens LYAD-421 SS1
Lineage: Eukaryota; Fungi; Basidiomycota; Agaricomycetes; Polyporales; Polyporaceae
Product: RCC1/BLIP-II
Exons: 13
Coding region: 1-1635 (544 amino acids)
Source: RefSeq, a predicted model, not a curated record
AUGUCCAGUUCUUCCACUCCCGCCGCCACCAGCUCCCAGCCUGAACAGCAGUGGGGAAGAGUGUUGCUAUGUGGAGGUACUGACUGGACGCGACUGGGCAAGAAAGACAAAGGAGGGAAGAAGAACCAGGAGGACGGUACCAGCACUGAUCUACCCGAGCCCCACAUCCUCCGCUCGCUGAGUAACGUCCAGGCCGUUUCCAUCCACACAUCAUGCGCUGGCUGCCACUGUGUCGUCCUAGACGUCGACGGCGUCGCGUGGAUGUUUGGGCGCAAUGACAAGUCGUGCAUGGGUGUCACUGGAGUGGAUGCGAUUUCGGAGAACGAGCCAAGGCGGUUGACCGCGCAGGAGCUAGGUGCACCGAAAGGUACGCGUUUCGUGCACGCGGCGUGUGGACGAAACCAUACUUUACUCGUGGGAAGCGAUGGGCAACUGUGGUCGGCUGGGCAGAACCACGCAGGACAGUGCGGCCACCCCGCAUGUCCGGAGAUCCCGUCCUUCAAGCUCGUUAAUGGGCCCAAGUUGAGUGGCCAGAAGGAGAAGGUAGUCAUAGCUGCGGCUGGCAUCACCUUCUCCCUAGUCCUCACCGACAGUGGGAAAGUGUUCGCAUUCGGAAGCGAGGAGAAGGGCCAACUAGGUAAUGGUCGAGCAGGCGAGCGCAUAGUGUCCGCAGGAAAGUCUGCUUUCGACUUCGAAGAGGAGCCAAUUCUCGUCAGGGGGCUUGCCGAGCGAAAGAUCGUCCAGAUUGCCUGCGGCCCCCAACACGCGAUCGCGCUCGACAGUGACGGCCGCGUGUUUGUCUGGGGCUACAAUGGCUACUGCCGCCUUGGUCUGGGGAACCAAGUCGACGCUCUCGUGCCCAAACAAGUGCCUCAGUUCGCUGGUCCGAACGAACUCACUAUGGGUGCCUACGUCGUGGCCGGGCCAUCAAAUUCGGUCGUGAUCGACAAGCAGGGCAUGUACUGGAUGGCCGGGAAGUGGAAGAACACCGGUGAUGGUUCGGGCGGACAGCCGUUCUCGACCUUCAAAUUCAUACAGGACAUCAUGGGGUGCAAGAUUAUCCAUGCCGCGUGCGGCGGUGUGACGCACUGGGCUCUCGCCCAGGAGGACGACGGUGUGAUGACUAUCGCCUUUGGCCAAGGCGCGCUCAACAGCGAGCUCGGGCAUGGCCCCGACCAGCCCAAGAGUGCGACUAAGCCCAUCCAAAACAAGCCUCUCGCUGGCAUCGAUGUCAUUCAAGUAGCGGCAGGGCAGAACACGACGUUCCUCUUAGCACGCCCGAACGAGAAGUUCUCCGAACUGCCCCGUCAUCCGUUCGACGUGAACCCGCCGGACAUCUGCGUAGUCUGCGACCAGGACAACGGCGAGGACGACUCUCCGCUCGAGUGCGACAAGUGCGAUUACCCCUACCACUUGAAGUGUCUGGACCCGCCGCUGGACGCGGUGCCCGACGGUGAGUGGUUCUGCCCCGAGUGCAAGGCGGAGCCCGGGGCACCCGUCUCGACAGACGGCGUGCGAAGGAAGCCGAAGGUCAAGAAGGCCGCGGCCCUCGACGAAGACGUCGACGGGUCGCCCAAGCCUGGCCAGAAGCGCAAGGCCGCAUCACAGUCUAGCGCUCCGAAGCGCAAGAAGUAG